Trifolium pratense (red clover) is the source of this 1152-nucleotide messenger RNA. RefSeq lists its product as uncharacterized. The record is from RefSeq and is a predicted model, not a curated record. The coding region runs from base 1 to 1152 and encodes 383 amino acids. Lineage: Eukaryota; Viridiplantae; Streptophyta; Magnoliopsida; Fabales; Fabaceae. The transcript is spliced from 6 exons.
AUGUCUGAUUCUACAAAAUCCUCACCAACGAAGAAUGAUGGUGUUCCAUCGCUACAACAAAUGGUAAUCAACACCAUUCCACUCUCAAGUAUACCACCUUUAAGUCCUGCGAAAAAGGUAAAGAAGGCUUCGAAGAAGGAGAAGACACCGCGUGUAAACGUCAACUCUUCAUCUCCCUCGGCUUCAAUUAAGAAAGCGAAGAAGAAGAGCAAGAAAUCAAAAUUUGAAUCGAGGAGUACUUUUACAAUGUCUGAGCUUCACGUUGAUCCACUUCCAUCGAGUGGUGCUGCAACGCCUGUCGCUGAUCCUACAGUUGAGAAUGCUGACGCAUCUGGUAAGAAUUCUCUUAAUCAAAACCUUGAUGUUCCAAAUCCUGCUGAAACCCUAGGUUUAAAGGACCCUGCUAUAUCUGGAAAUUUGGGGAAAAGUUCUGCUGAUAAAGAGACUGCUGCUGAUAAGGUUGUUAAUGAAAAUCCUGAAGUUAUAAUUGUCAAUGAAACAACUGUUAGUGAUAAAUGGAAAUUUGUAUAUCAUAGAAGGUUGGCUCUGGAAAGGAAUCUAAAAGAUGAUAUCCUUGAAUGCCAAAGUGUUGUUGAAGCUCUUGAGUAUGCAGCAAGUCCUGAAUAUAGGCAAGUCUUUGUUCGUGGGAAAUGUGUAAAAUUCUCACCAACUGUGAUCAACCAACAUUUGCAAAGAAGUUCUGAUGAGGUGGCUGCUCUAAAAGUCACAGACAAUGAGGUCUGCAAGGUCCUCACAGGUGAUGUGGCCAGAGGAUUGGGAAAAUUCAUCUAUGCUGUGGGUACUAAGGCAAAGUUUGAUUAUGGCUCCUAUUUCUUUCAUGAGACUUUAAGUCAUGCUAUGACCUAUGCUGUUGAGAAGCCAGUAGCCCUUCCCACUCUGUUAUGUAAUAUCAUCCUUGAGCAACACCCAGAUAUUCUGAGAAGCACUGAUGUUCCCUAUUUGACUGAGGCCAGCAGAGCACUUAAGGCCAGAAAAUUGAAAAUAGAUCGUGUAAUUGAGGCUCUCAAGGCUGAGGAAGCUGCUGAGAUUGCUGAGGGUGAGCCUGCUGAACAAGAAGGAGUGGAAACUAGUGGCUCUGAUGAUGACACUGAGGAUUUGAAGGAGGACUCUGAUGAAAGUUCUUCUAUAUGA